CGUCGGCGGCGGCGGCGGCGGCGGCCGUGAGUGUCGGGCGGGCGUCCGCGUCCGGAACGCGGGAUGGAGCGCCACGGAGUUCCGUUUUUUUGACUGUUAUAUGAAAGGAUGAUUGCUCACAAACAGAAAAAGACAAAGAAGAAACGUGUCUUGUCAACAGGCCAGCUCUCUACUGAUGUUACAACUUCUGAAAUGGGGCUCAAGUCCAUAAAUUCCAACUCCAUUUUGGAUCCUGAUUACAUCAAGGAGUUGGUGAAUGAUAUCAGGAAGUUCUCCCAUGUGUUACUAUAUUUGAAAGAAGCUAUUCUUUCAGAAUUAUUACAACAAUCACAUGAGAUCUUCAGGAAAACAGACUGUUUUAAAGAAGUCAUUCAUAUACGUCUGGACGAGCUUCUUCGUGUUUUAAAGUCUGUAAUGAAUAAACAUCAGAACCUCAAUUCUGUUGAUCUUCAAAAUGCUGCAGAAAUGCUUGCUGCAAAAGUGAAAGCUGUGAACUUCACAGAAGUAAAUGAAGAAAACAAAAAUGAUCUCUUCAGAGAGGUGUUUUCUUCCAUUGAAACCUUGGCCUUUACCUUUGGAAAUAUCCUGACAAACUUCCUCAUGGGAGAUGUAGGCAAUGAUUCAUUAUUGCGACUGCCUGUUUCCCGGGAAAGUAAGUCUUUUGAAAAUGUUUCUGUGGAAUCAGUGGACUCAUCCAGUGAAAAAGGAAGUUUUUCUCCUAUAGAAUUAGACAGCAUGCUGUUAAAGAACACUAACUCUAUAGAAUUGGCUUUGUCAUAUGCUAAAACAUGGUUAAAAUAUACCAAGAACAUAGUUUCAUGGGUUGAAAAGAAGCUGAGCUUGGAAUUGGAGUCCACUAGAAAUAUUGUCAAGUUGGCAGAGGCAACUAGAACUAACAUUGGACUACAGGAGUUUAUGCCACUGCAGUCUUUAUUUACCAAUGCUCUUCUUAAUGAUAUAGAGAGCAGUCACCUUUUACAACAAACAAUUGCAGCUCUCCAAGCCAACAAAUUUGUGCAGCCUCUACUUGGAAGGAAAAAUGAAAUGGAAAAACAAAGGAAAGAAAUAAAAGAACUUUGGAAACAGGAACAAAAUAAAAUGCUUGAAACAGAGACUGCUCUUAAAAAGGCAAAAUUGUUGUGCAUGCAACGUCAAGAUGAAUAUGAAAAAGCAAAAUCUUCCAUGUUUCGUGCAGAAGAGGAGCAUCUGUGCUCAAGUGGUGGAUUAGUAAAAAAUCUCAACAGGCAGCUAGAAAAAAAGCGAAGACUGGAAGAAGAGGCUCUUCAAAAAGUAGAAGAAGCAAAUGAACUCUACAAAGUUUGUGUGACAAAUGUUGAAGAAAGACGAAAUGAUCUAGAAAAUACCAAAAGAGAAAUUUUAACACAACUCCGGAAACUUGUUUUCCAGUGUGAUCUUACCCUUAAAGCUGUAACAGUUAACCUCUUCCAGAUGCAACACCUGCAGGCUGCCUCCCUCGCGAACAAUUUACAGUCUCUCUGUGAUGGUGCCAAACUCUAUGACCCAGGCCAGGAGUACAGUGAAUUUGUCAGGGCCAUGAAUUCAGCUGAGGAAGAAAAAGUUGAUGGGAAUGUAAAUAAACAGUUAACAAAUUCCCCUCACACUUCUGGAUAUGGACCUUCCGACUCUUUAGAAGAUGUUGUGCGCCUUCCUGACAACUCUAAUAAGAUUGAAGAGGACAGAUGCUCUAACAGUGCAGACAUAUCAGGUCCUUCUUUUAUAAGGUCAUGGACAUUUGGGAUGUUUAGUGAUUCUGAGAGCACUGGAGGAAGCAGUGAAUCUAGAUCUCUGGAUUCUGAAUCUAUAAGUCCAGUGAAUUUUCUUUUAGGAGACUUUCAUCGAAAACUUCCACGAACUCCAUCCAGUGGAACCAUGUCUUCUGCAGAUGAUCUGGAUGAAAGAGAGCCACCUUCCCCUUCAGAAUCUGGACCCAGUUCCCUCGGAACAUUUAAGAAAACUUUGAUGUCAAAGGCCGCUCUCACUCACAAGUUUCGCAAACUGAGAUCCCCCACGAAGUGCAGGGACUGUGAAGGCAUUGUGGUAUUCCAGGGUGUUGAAUGUGAAGAGUGUCUCCUUGUUUGUCACCGAAAGUGUUUGGAAAAUUUAGUCAUCAUCUGUGGUCAUCAGAAACUUCUGGGGAAAAUACACUUAUUUGGAGCAGAAUUCACACAGGUUGCAAAAAAGGAACCAGAUGGCAUCCCUUUUGUACUCAAAAUAUGUGCCUCAGAGAUUGAAAAUAGAGCCUUGUGUCUACAGGGAAUUUAUCGUGUAUGUGGAAACAAAAUAAAAACUGAAAAACUGUGUCAAGCAUUGGAAAAUGGAAUGCACUUGGUAGACAUUUCAGAAUUUAGUUCACAUGACAUCUGUGAUGUCUUGAAAUUAUACCUUCGACAGCUACCAGAACCAUUUAUUUUAUUCCGAUUGUACAAGGAAUUUAUAGACCUUGCAAUAGAGAUCCAACAUGUAAAUGAAGAACAAGAGAUGAAAAAGGAUAAUCCUGAGGACAAAAAAUGUCCAAGUACGUGUAUAGAAAUAAACCGAAUUCUUCUAAAAAGCAAGGAUCUUCUAAGACAAUUGCCAGCAUCAAAUUUUAACAGCCUUCAUUACCUCAUAGUUCAUCUUAAGCGAGUCGUAGAUCAUGCAGAAGAAAACAAAAUGAACUCCAGAAACUUGGGGGUGAUAUUUGGACCAAGUCUCAUUAGGCCAAGGCCCACAACUGCUCCUAUCACCAUCUCCUCUCUUGCUGACUAUUCAAAUCAAGCGCGGUUGGUGGAGUUCCUCAUUACCUACUCACAGAAGAUUUUCGAUGGGUCCCUACAGCCACAAGAUGUAGCUGUGUGUAGUGCAGGUGGUGGUGCAUCUCAGGUUGACCAAGGCUAUCUUCCGAAGCCUCUGUUAUCACCAGAAGAAAGAGAUCCAGAACAUUCUACGAAGUCACUGUUUUUCUCUUCAAAGGAAGAUAUCCAUACUGCAGAUAGUGAAAGCAAAAGUUUUGAAUCCACUGCAUCAUUUGAGGAAUCAGAACGGAAGCAAAAUGCAUUCGAAAAAUGUGAUGCAUGUCUCAUUGAACUUAAGAAUGCACUUUGGUGCCUACAGCCCGACCGCAGUGUGUCAGGUCCCUUAGGGUGUUCUAUACACAUGGGGAAGCACCUGGGAAAUCAAAACAAGAGAGCACUGCCCUGGAAGCCCAGAGAAGAGAGGUCCACAGUCUCAGACAACAAAGUGCGUUUGCUUGUAGACCAAGAGCUUGAAUCAGCAUCACAAAAGAUGGAAGAUGUUUGUAAAACCUCCAAGCUGCCUACUCUGAAGUCCGAUAGGGAAAUAAAUGGCGUCGAGAGGCAUACUCCAAGGACCAAGAUUAGACCUGUAAGUUUGCCUGUAGACAGACUACUACUUCUUGCAAGCUCUCCUAAUGAGAGAAAUGGCAGAAAUAUGGGGAAUGUAAAUUCAGACAAGUUUUGCAAGAAUCCUACCUUUGAAGGAGUUAAUAGAAAAGACACCCCAACUAUUGUUUGUUCCAAAUGUGAUGGCUUUGAUCAGCAACCUCUACAGAAAACUCGGGAGAAACAGUAUGAACAAAAUGAGCUGACUGCAAAGACUGCAGUGAUUGUGCCCAGUGCAUUGCAGGAAAGAGAAGUGUCAGUGAGCAUCAGGAGUGGUGGGGACCACCCAGUCAGCACCACCAGUAAGCCAUACACAGAACCCAUCAGGUCAGCCAGACAGGUGUCCGAGAGGCGGUCUUCUGACUCCUGCCCUCCUGCUCCUGUCAGAGCACCCAGAACACUGCAGCCCCAGCACUGGACCACGUUUUAUAAACCACCUGCUCCUGCUGCUAGUGGGAGAGGGGAUGAGGAGAAAUCUGUGACAUCCUCCGCAGCUGUGCCCCCUUGCACAACUCACGCUCCCCAGGAGCACGCGCUGAAAUCAGUGCCAGGUUCUGAAAAUGCAUCAGCUGGUCCCGUGCAGCCGGUUAGCAAGCCUAAAGAGAAGGCUGAAGAGCGUGACUUACCUGGUGUACAUCCAGCGUGUCAGAGACCGAGGCUAAAACGAAUGCAGCAGUUUGAAGACCUUGAAGAUGAAAUCCCACAGUUUGUGUAGGGUUGUCAGAAUUCAGUUUUUCUUUUUUUGUUUUCUGGUGUUGUAUUUGUUUUCUGGAAGAAAUUUUUGACAGGGCCUGUCUUGUAUAGAAUUGCCAAAUCAUGGAUUUUGUUUUUUGUCAUUGUGUUGUGUUAUCCUGUGUUGGUUAUAUUGAAUGACAGAAUGUUUUGAUAGGGGCCCCAUCUGUGCCUCACUGGAAUUAUAUGUAUUUUUGACGUUGUGAAUAAAUAGAUAGACUCAUGUUUUUUAAAGUUCA
This is a messenger RNA of Physeter macrocephalus (sperm whale), 4372 nucleotides long. RefSeq names its product Rho GTPase activating protein 29 (gene ARHGAP29). The transcript is spliced from 25 exons. NCBI's taxonomy places the organism in Eukaryota, Metazoa, Chordata, Mammalia, Artiodactyla, Physeteridae. Gene Ontology annotation, cellular component: cytoplasm. Gene Ontology annotation, molecular function: GTPase activator activity. The record is from RefSeq and is a predicted model, not a curated record. The coding region runs from base 109 to 4116 and encodes 1335 amino acids. Gene Ontology annotation, biological process: activation of GTPase activity; signal transduction.